This is a messenger RNA of Macrobrachium nipponense, 3630 nucleotides long. Its product is annotated as basic proline-rich protein-like. The record is from RefSeq and is a predicted model, not a curated record. NCBI's taxonomy places the organism in Eukaryota, Metazoa, Arthropoda, Malacostraca, Decapoda, Palaemonidae. Bases 1 to 2622 code for a protein of 873 amino acids. The transcript has 11 exons.
AUGAUGGUAGAGUUGUCCCAGAACCAGAAAUACCAACCAGAACCAGAACAAGGAGACCAGGACCAGAACCAGCACCACCCCCAGGUCCAGAACCAGUUGCCACCACCAGGUCCGGAACCAGCACCACCACCAGGUCUGGAACCUGUCCCACCACCAGGGCCAAGAAACCUGUUCCCACCACCAGGACCAGUGCCACCAACCAGGGCCUCUAGUGAAUCAUUUGCCAGUCAGCAUUUAAGAAGAGGACUCGGUUCUACUUUGAAUAUUUCAUUGAUUCUCUCCAUUGAUUCUCCACCCCUCACCCACUCCCCAGUCUUAGUCCCAGAACCAGAAAUACCACCAGAACCAGAACAAGGACCAGGACCAGAACCAGCACCACCCCCAGGUCCAGAACCAGUGCCACCACCAGGUCCGGAACCAGCACCACCACCAGGUCUGGAACCUGUCCCACCACCAGGGCCAGAACCUGUCCCACCACCAGGACCAGUGCCACCACCAGGGCCUCUAGUCUUAGUCCCAGAACCAGAAAUACCACCAGAACCAGAACAAGGACCAGGACCAGAACCAGCACCACCCCCAGGUCCAGAACCAGUGCCACCACCAGGUCCGGAACCAGCACCACCACCAGGUCUGGAACCUGUACCACACCAGGGCCAGAACCUGUCCCACACCAGGACCAUCUUAGUCCCAAGAACCAGAAAUACCCACCAGAAACCAGAACAAGGACCAGGACCAGAACCAGCACACCCCCAGGUCAGACCAGUGCCACCACCAGGUCCGGAACCAGCACCACCACCAGGUCUGGAACCUGUCCCACCACCAGGGCCAGAACCUGUCCCACCACCAGGACCAGUGCCACCACCAGGGCCUCUAGUCUUAGUCCCAGAACCAGAAAUACCACCAGAACCAGAACAAGGACCAGGACCAGAACCAGCACCACCCCCAGGUCCAGAACCUGAACCAGAAUCAGGGACCAGUCCCACCACCGGGGGCCAGUGCCACCACCACCAGGACCAGAACCUGUCCCACCACCAGGGCCAGAACCUGUCCCACCACCACCAGGGCCAGAACCUGUCCCACCACCAGGACCAGUGCCACCACCACCAGGACCAGAACCUGUCCCACCACCAGGACCAGUGCCACCACCAGGGCCAGAACCUGUCCCACCACCAGGACCAGUGCACCACCACCAGAGGCCAGAAGCCAGACCAGUGUCCACCCACCACCAGGACCAGGGCCAAAAUGUCCACCACCAGGGACCAUGCCACCACCCCAGGGCCAGAACCUGUCCACCACCAGGACCAGGGCCACCACCAGGACCGUGCCACCACCACCAGGACCCAUGAACCUGUCCACCACCAUGACCAGUGCCAGCCACCAGGGCCAGAACCUGUCCCACCACCAGGGCCAGAACCAGUGCCACCACCAGGGCCAGUGCCACCACCACCAGGGCCAGAACCAGUCCCACCACCAGGACCAGUCCCACCACCAGGACCAGUGCCACCACCACCAGGGCCAGAACCUGUCCCACCACCAGGGCCAGAACCAGUGCCACCACCAGGGCCAGAACCAGUGCCACCACCAGGACCAGUGCCACCACCAGGCCAGAAACCUGUCCACCACAGGGCAGAACCAGUGCCACCACUAGGACCAGUGCCACCACCAGGGCCAGAACCUGUCCCACCACCAGGGCCAGAACCAGUGCCACCACCAGGACCAGUGCCACCACCAGGGCCAGAACCUGACCAGUGCCACCACCAGGGCCAGAACCUGUCCCACCACCAGGACCAGUGCCACCACCAGGGCCAGAACCUGUCCCCACCCCACCAGGACCCCGUGCCCCACCACCGGGCCGAACCUGUCCCACCACCAGGACCAGUGCCACCACCCCAGGCCAGAACCUGUCCCACCACCAGACCAGUGCCCCACCACCGCCAGGGCCAGAACCUGUCCACCACCACGGACCAUUGCCACCCCACCGCCAGGGCAGAAAAACCUGUCCCACCACCAGGACCAGUGCCCACCACCAGGGCCAGAAACCUGUCCACCACCGGGACCAGUGCCACCACCAGGGCCAGGAACCUGUCCACCCACCAGGACCAUGCCACCACCAGACAGUGCCACCACCAGGACAGUGCCACCACCAGGGCCAGAACCGUCCCACCACCAGAACCAGUGCCACCACCAGGGCAGAACCAAUUGCCCACCCCACCACCAGGACCAGUGCCACCACCAGGACCAGUGCCACCACCAGGACCAGUACCACCACCAGGACCAGUGCCACCACCAGGGCCAGUACCACCACCAGGACCAGUGCCACCACCACCAGGACCAGAACCUGUCCCACCACCAGGACCAGUGCCACCACCACCAGGACCAGAACCUGUCCCACCACCAGGACCAGUGCCACCACCACCAGGACCAGAACCUGUCCCACCACCAGGACCAGUGCCACCACCACCAGGACCAGAACCUGUCCCAUCACCAGGACCAGUGCCACCACCAUGCCCCGGAGGUGCGGAUGGGUCUGGAGGCAUGAAGGGUAUGAAGUGUGCUCGUUUGGUUAUAGAAGUUGUACAGCACGUUGAGUUGGGUGGCAAAGGAGGCUGUUCAGAGUGUUGAUGUAGUAACUUGGAGGAAGAAAAUGCUCCUGGGAUGUAGUAAGCAAAUGUGACAGGAGAGGCGUCGGGAAUCAUCAUGGUGUUUAAGAUACCAGAAGAAUUUAAUUUUUCAUAAUGACAUUUUUUGAGCAGUGUAGAAAUUUAUUUCUUUAUGGUGACAUUAUUUUGGAGCAGUGUGGUAUUUAAAUUCUCUUAGGAUAACAUUUUUUUGAACAGUUUUGGAAUUUUAUUUCUUUUUUAUAACAUUUUUUUGAACAGUUUUGGAAUUGUAUUUCUUUGUGAUAACAUUUUUUUAAGUGUUGGAAAUUUAUUUCUUUGUGAUAACAUUUUUUUAUCAGUUUUGAAAAUUUAUUUCUUUAUGAUGACAUUUUUUUGGAGCUGUGCGGAAUUUAAAUUCCUUAGGAUUACAUUUUUUGAACAGUUUGGAAAUUUAAUUACAUUUUUUGGAGCAGUGUGGAGUUUUAAAUUAUUUUAGGAUAACAUUUUUUGAACAUUUUGGAAAUUUAAUUCUUUAGGAUACAAUUUUCUGAGCAGUGUGGAAAUUUAAAUUGUACAGGAUAACAUUUUUAGAACUUUGUGGAAAUUAAAUUCUUUAUAAUAAAAUUUUCUGAGCAGUGUGGACUUUAAAUUCUCUAGGAUAACAUUUUUAAAACAUAUUUGAAAUUUAAUUCUUCAGAAUAAAAUUUUCUGAGCAAUGUUGAAAUAUAAAUUCUCUAGGAUAAAGAUUUUUUAGAACAUUGUGGAAAUUUAAUUCUUUAGGAUAAAAAUUCUUUGAGCAUUGUGGAAAUUUUAAUCUUUAUGAUAACAUUUUUGUAGCAGUGUGGAAAUUUAAUUCUUCAUGAUAACAUUUUAUAGAGCACUGUGGAAAUUUAAUGAUUUAGAACAAAAUUUUCUGAGCAAUGUGGAAAUUAAAAUUCUUUAGGAUAAGAUUUUUUAGAGCAUUGUAGAUAUUUAAUUCUUAGCGAUAAAAUUAAUGGUGCAAAGAACUAGUGUAUUGGUCGAAUAAAAA